GUGACUAGCAACUCUAAACAAAUGACUUGAGAUUUUGACACCAGUUUCCUUACUUUUCUCAACUGUUUACAGACCCAAAAUCCAUAAUUUGGGACAUUUGAUUACUGAUGAUAUAAUGGAUAUAGGUGGCGGCAACCUGGAAGCUUUGGCUGAAGAAGAUGCAGAGAAUGAGAACUGGGAUGUCGAGUCUGAAGAUAGUGAUGAUGGUCUUGAUGGAGGCAUUCGAGCUCAAGAACCCAACAAGUUUGACAGUCUGUGUGAUGGGGUCCUCAAUGCUAUGGCACUGGUGCAUGCUGGCUUAUCAGAGUUCCUUGAAUUCAAAGACGAAAUCUUGGUGCAUUCUCUUCCACCAAAUGUGCUCCUCAGAAUGGGAUUGGUCUCUGGGAAGGUCUUUAGGAGUGUGAGUGAUCUGCACAUGCCAAUGAAUGAGUUAAUCAGGAUGGUACGUGUUUACUCCACGCCGUGGGAAGAGAAGAGUGCUGCAUUGAAAAAGUUGCACGAGGACUAUGAAAACAAACAAAGACAACUGGGGAUUGCUGUCAGACGUCUGCAGAUGAUUGACACCAAUGCGAAGCGAAAUGCCAAAGAACGUCGAAUAAUGAACUGGGAGAAACUGUUUGCUAAAAUGACAAGUGCUAAAGGUCAUGGUCGUCGGUGGAAGUUCAUGAUCAAAACUUUCAAGGACAAAGCAAAAGAUGGUUUUGAGCAUGUGAAAGAAUAUGUCGAUGGCUUAUCAGAUGAUGAGGGAGAAUCUGAAGAUGACCAUCUGCUUGAAGACCUGGAGACAACAUGUGCCGAUAAAAAUGUCCAGAUUCUGGAUAUGAACGCCCUAUCAGACUCCUCAUCAUUCCACUCGGACGAAGAAGAAGCAGAAGCCAUGUCGAUUGCUGGCAGUCGCGAUAUACAGUCAGGAUCAUCACAUAAGAGAGUACACUUUGAUGAAGAGUCUGCCCCGGAAAUGAUAACGAUAAAAAAACCAGAGAUGGAAGACAAGGGAACCUGGACCAAUGAACCUGAGUUCGAUCGUUGUCUAAACUUCAGAGUCCAUAAGCCACAGGGUCUUGAUGUACGAGAUAUCAAGUGUGUCGUAACAUAUGGAAAGAGGUAUUUCAAGACGAACAAUUUAGAUAUUCGUGUUGAUAUUGAGGAGCUCAGGAAGACGAUGGUGAAGCCUGUGGAUAAGGAUUCACCGGCGCCAAAGAAAGGAGGCAGGCUGAUUGGAACGAGAGGCAAAACACAUGCUGCUAUGAAGGCCGAGCGAGACAAAGAAUUACAAGACAGGGAUGCUGAUCGACAAAGGCUGGAGGAAGAGAAGAGGAGACUGGAGGAAAGAGGAUUAUCUGAAGACUUUGAAUUGACCGUUGCUGAUGAACUACCAAAGGGCGUGUCUGAAGACCUGGCCCCUCAUGUUGACCCCCUACGAAUUGCAGUUCAUCAUGGAAAUAAGGAGGAACUUAUUGCAAUGGCGACGAUAGAGUUAGAAGACUUAGAGAGUUGCGAUCUUCCUAUUUAUUACAAAGACUCUCCAGUUGGUGAUGACCCCUUCCCCGAAGAUCCUGCGCAGAAGUCCUAUGUUAGUUUUGCAGAAGACAGUGGACUGGAUGAUGAAUUACGAUCUGAAACAAGCUCAACUACUGGCCGACCUCAAGUAAACUCUGAUGGUGUGCAUCUGAAAUUCCCACUCUACACUGUGAAAGGCCGAGGGGAUGCUGCUCAUCAACCAGUCGGACAAAUACCUUUGACGCUAAAGUGGGGAAAGAUGUUACGACCCAAGACAUUUAAUCGAACUUCUGAAACGAUGACAGUAAACGAGUUGGUACAUGAUCUCACUGGUAUUGACCUCGACAUAACCUCGAAGGAAGACAUAAUGAAACCACCUUCAGAGAAGACAGAACGGGCAUUAUCAGCUAUUGACAUCCCAGUACCCACGCCCACGCCUGAGCCCGUUGAGGAGGUGGAGGAAAUGGUCUUGAAGUCUGAGUAUAAUGAAAUGGUGGGAAAAUAUGACCAGCAGAUGCAGCUACUGCAGGAAGAAUACGAGUCAAGGCUACAGGAGCUUGCUGAAAGUAUUGAGAGCAUGCAGCUACAAGCGCAAGACGUCCUCUUACAAGAAGGCAUGAAGACCGCAACCCCGGAAAGCAUUCAUGGCCGCCAUUCAUCGCAGUUUUCAAGGUCACCUUCGGCACCAUUUAAGCCAGUUAGAAUUCGCCGAGCCCCCCAGCCUCCUUCUGAACCAGCUCAGCAAGGGAACAGGAAGAACUUCAAGAUUGGGAGGCCGCUGCCGAAAUGGGGAGAAACUCUACCUGGUGACUUCUUUGAGAGGCUGAAGCUGUUCAAUGAAGAGAGUGAGCUACAUCGACAAGAGAUAGCGGAGAAGAGACAACAGGAAGUCUAUGAUGACAAUGAGAAGAAAUUGACAGCUGAGUUCAAAAUAGCUAAGCCAGGAGAGGAGGAGUACAAUGAAAUGCAAGAUGUGAGCUUGCCUGCCCUGUUCAUGCCAAUGAGAAAUGGUGCUGGCGUCUACAACCCGAGAGCUCAUCAGUACUUUCAGGCGUCUGGAUCAACAGGUGUGCGAUUGACCCAGCCGCCAUCCAUGAUGAUGUUGCCACCUAUACCUAAUCAUAAACUUUCAGUGGUCAAUCUCUUUGACAUCAGCAACAACUUCACCCGUUCUGGCUCUGAUUGGUUAAUGCAGCGAUUUGUACAAGAUCAGGGCAGACGCAAGGAUGGGACGCCGCAAACCCCAGCACCAACGGUGGCAGGCAAAAGGGCCAAUAUGGCUAAAUCAGCGGAGGUUGUCAUUGGGGAGAGGACGAUUGAAAUGAAACCUGUGCCACCACUACAGGAAGUUGAAAAAGGUCCAAGUCGAUGAUCUGGACAUGACUUUGUGUGGAUUAGUUGGACAGUCUUGAAUUUAGAAACAAAAAUGCCAACAGCUCACAAUGCCUGAUUUUGAGUUUGCUGUGCUGUGGCAAUCAGGCCUUUCACCAAUGGAGAGCAUGUCCUCCAGGGAAUAUCAUUGCUAUCCUCUGUGAAACCGGCCUUUCACCCAUGGGUAGCUUGACAAUCCUCUGUUAACCAGGCCUUUCACAAUAACUGUCUGAGAACCAAGUACUACUAUUGUCAGUUUAGACCUGUGAUUAUGAAUAUUGGUAAAAAUAGUGGGUUGAUAUCAUUACAGUUGUGAGGCCAAUACAAUUGCAACGCAACAUUGAAGUUAUCCACAGUAUGCUAGAUGGAUUAUUGUUCAAGAAUUGCCCGAUUAUUGAAAUUGAAAAUCACAUGAUUUAUCAUUACUGUCCCUUCGCUUUAGAUUGGUACUAUUUUUAGUGACCUUAUACUUUCUACUAAAACAAGGAGUGAAACCGUCCAACUAUAUUUUAGAUCUGCUAUGUUUAACUUGUUACAUAUUGAAAGAAUCAAGUGGUGCGAUAAUGUAUGAAUAUAUUAUCAAAAUAGUAAGCUCACAUGUACAUCUUUAAUAUUACUUUGCAAAAAGAGUGAAAUAUUUAAAGCCAAUAUUUUAAGAACUGUACACAUUUUUAGUCAUUUAGGAAUUUUAUUGAUUAUGUAUGAUUAUGUGAUAAUGUAUAUAGAUUGUUUAUUGAGAUCGAGU
Molecule: messenger RNA, 3616 nt
Organism: Lineus longissimus
Lineage: Eukaryota; Metazoa; Nemertea; Pilidiophora; Heteronemertea; Lineidae
Exons: 17
Coding region: 116-2872 (918 amino acids)
Source: RefSeq, a predicted model, not a curated record